Molecule: messenger RNA, 651 nt
Organism: Solanum stenotomum
Lineage: Eukaryota; Viridiplantae; Streptophyta; Magnoliopsida; Solanales; Solanaceae
Product: kirola-like
Exons: 2
Coding region: 24-464 (146 amino acids)
Biological process (GO): defense response
Source: RefSeq, a predicted model, not a curated record
CUUUUUGUUAUGCCAAAAAAAAUAUGGGUCUAAAAGGUAAGCUGAUUUCUUCAGUAGAGGUGAAGUGUGGAGGACAUUUGAUUCACGAUAUUUUUCAUGCCAAAACUCAUCAUAUAUCCAACAUAAGCCCUAGCAAGGUCAAAAGUUUUGAGAUUCAUGAAGGUGAAGCGAUAGAUGUUGGUUCAAUUGUUGAAUGGACAUAUAACGACGAUGGAAAAGAAAAGACGUUAAAGCAAGUGAUUGAAGCCGUCGAUCAUGAAACUAAAACAAUCACUUGGAAAGUGAUUGGUGGAGAUCUGUUAGAGCUGUAUGAUUCCUUCACUAUUAUCACAUCAUGUGACCAUCAUUGGACUACAUGGACGUUUUUGUAUGAGAAGAAAACUGAAGACACACCAGAGCCUCUCGUUCUCUUGGGCUUGGUCCUUCACGUGACAAAAGAUAUCGACGGUCACCUUCUCAAGUAAUAAAACAUCAAUGCUACUCAAUGGCUCAUAGCCCUAUUUAUACAUAUGCAAAAAAAUAAAAAUAAAAUAUAUAUAUAUAUGUUUACACACAAAUAUAUGUGUGUGUCUGUGUGUGAUAUUGACUAGCUAGUGUGUGAAAUAAAUAAUAUUGUGUUUGAAGAAUAUAUUACAUAUGUUCCUCUCGUUC